Messenger RNA from Argiope bruennichi, 6196 nucleotides. RefSeq lists its product as uncharacterized. The record is from RefSeq and is a predicted model, not a curated record. The coding region runs from base 479 to 1945 and encodes 488 amino acids. NCBI's taxonomy places the organism in Eukaryota, Metazoa, Arthropoda, Arachnida, Araneae, Araneidae. The transcript has 2 exons.
UGCAACCAUCCGGUAUUGAAAUGACAAGAGCCUUUUUUUGUUGCUUACCGAUUAUAGCUGGUGUAUGUUACCAUUUUCAAGUCAAUUUUGGAGAUAUUAUUGAACGUCACUUUGAGGUAAAGUGUUGGAUGCUGUUCCAUGCAGAAGAUAAAAUCUGAGCGAACAUUCCAGAAUGAAUUGACUGUCGUUAAAUCAAACUGUAUUAAUAUGUUGACAUUGUCUUUUGAAUUAAAAAAAAAUAAGCAUAUUGAAAGACAGGAACAUAUAUAUCAGAAUUUUGUCUUUUGAAUUAAAAAAAAAAUAAAUAAGCAUAUUGAAAGACAGGAACAUAUAUAUCAGAUUUUUUCAAAUGAGUUUCAGAUUAAUAAUACGUCAAAUCAAAAGCUUUACAUUAGGAUAACGCAUAAAAGUUGGCAUAUAUUCAUCAAUGCAAUUGUUCUAAAGUGCAUUUACGUUUGUUAGUCUUUUUUAUAUUAUAAUGGAGAAACGACUAUUUCGAGAGAUUUCAGUGCCACUGGAAGAAAUUGCUCUUAGGAGUGUUGUUGUCAAUCUGUGGAACAAUACAUUAAAUUCAUAUUGGCUAUUCCGAGACAAUGUGAUUAUUGUUGGGGAUAAGAUUAAACAAAGAAUUUUAGAAAUGGUGCCGCCAUUAUUUAAGAAUCGGAUGAUCUCUUUAGUCAUGCCCAUUGGUGCUGAAAUAUUAAGUUGGCGAAUGUACCAUGAAAAAAAUUUUCAUGGUGUACCUGAAGAUAUUAGUUCCGAUUAUUUAAAACAUUUACACUGGACAAGUAAGGGCACUAUAGAUUAUAAGAAAACAGCAGAAAAACUUAUUGAUCUUAAAAUGUUUGAUGUCACAAAACGCUAUGAAUUAGCAUGUUUACAUUGCUUGGAAGAUUAUAUUCCACUUCUCUGGGAAGAAGUCUCCGAAGAGUACAAAAAGCUUCUGAAAGAAGAAUUUUAUUCUUCUGUAGACAUGCAGUUGAAAUAUUAUUGGGCUUACGUUUUGAAAGGAGAAGAAUAUAAAUUCAAUUGUAUCUUUCAGACGCGAUUACCGGGGGAGUUAUCCUUUCAUCAGUAUGCAUUCAAAGUUUCAGCAGUGAAAGGCAAUAAAUCAGCGGCUAAAUUUUUUUUUCAAAAACUCUCUACCAGAGAACGAGAUUCAUCUUUAUUAUUUACUAUCUAUUCUGUUUUAAAUGAACGGUGUAGAUCAGGCAAAAAGCUUCCGGACUUUCCAAAGCAGAAUCUCUCUGAUGUCUUAUGUUACUUGUUGUCUUUGAUGAGUCAUGAGCAACAGAUGCAGGCAUUAAAAAAUUUUCCUUCCCCCAUUUUAGCAUGCUUUCUUGAUUGGCCAUCGAAUGAUUUUUUCUUGGAAGUCGCUGAUGUUAUCUGGACCUUUCUUCCUGAAAGAAUGUAUGCAUGUUUGCUAACUUACAUGUAUAAAGUCAUUAGAACAACACAUGUCUAUAAUCCCCUACUGUUUCAGCAAUUUUUUAGGCAGAGUCCUCGCAGUUUCAGAAAAGAGUUUGUAGAUAAAGAAUGUCUAUUUGGUUAUUUCUUUCCGGAAUUUUUCAGUAUGCAAGAUAUUGAAACUAUUGAAGUAAUUUUCAGAAAUAUAGAUGCUGCUGACAGAGUAAGACUUAUCUUUGGUCAACAUGUUUUUAAACUUUUGUGCAAUUCCAUCUUCACAGUCAGAUGGCAUAUGGUUGAAGUGCUUCUUCGAGAAGCCAUGCUAUCCAAAGAAGAUAGGCAGAGACUAAAGAAGAAUAUUUUGAAAUGCAUGACAAAAACUCACAAAGGAAUGGGAGUCGAAGAGAGAACCCAUAAACGGAAAUGGUUUUGUGUAUUCUUUGAUGACGUCUGUGCAAAUGCUGCUGGUGAGGAAAACCCGAAAGAUGAAACAUCUACUGGAGUUAAAAAACUCUGCACUGAAAAGAAAAAUAAUUAAUUGGACUGUAAAUUCUUGAACUCGUAUUCAAAAUCAUGGUGGGCACUCUUUUUAGAGCUUCAUCUUCAAUUAGCUGUUUCUAAAAUAUAUGGGAUUGGAAAAACUCCAGACACCUGCAUCAACAAAGAUCUGGAAAAAUUUACAAUUUAGGAGUUCAUCUCCCUGUUUCCAUUAUAAUUUUAAGAAACUGGACUUCCUUGUGAAACAGAAUUUUAUCAUGAUUGAAUGCCCAUGAAUUGGUUUUUCUUGCAACGGUAAAUAUUGACUAUAUGGAAUUGUAAGAUUGCUGUUGCUAUUUGAAUUCAAUGGAACUGCUUCUGACUACUAACUACUUACAUUUUACUAUUUUCUUGUUGUGCUGGAGAUGUCUUAAUUACAUUUGGAUUAUAUUCUCAAAAGAUACAGAAACUUUUUGAAUAUAGUAGGAUUACAUGCAUUCUACUUUUUUUUUUUUUAUAAUUGCAUUUAUAACACUCAUUCAGUUACUCAAUAUUAAUUACUGAGAUUUAUAAUACAUCAUCAGAAGUUAUAUUGGCUUGAAAAAUCGUACAUACUAACAUUACACUUUGCAAAUGGGAAGAUUCAGUUAUAUCAGCCAGUGUUUUAAUCCACUGUACAUCAGAAUGUCACAGUAUCAUUAAUUAAUAACAGUUAAAUUGACUUGAUAUUUUUUAUUAUAAUUUUAACCUUUGAUGUUAAUUGAACUAAAUGUUAUAGAUUAUUUUUAUUUCAGAAGUUGCUUUUGGAUUUCACUUAAGAAAUUUUUGAAUACAGGUAAGUGGUAAGGACAUUUUACAUGUUAAUGACUAUAACUUGUUUUAAAAGUUUUAUAUUCCCAAUUCUUUUAAAGCUCAAAUAUUGUAUAUAAAUUCUUGCUGAGCAGAAAGCUUGUUUUGUGGGAUAUUUCAUGUUUUUACUUUUCUGAGUCAAGCUUUGAUUCUUUUAAAAUAUAUUCUGUUUCUAUGUCAUGUAUGAUACCUUUUAUUAAAGGUAGAUGCACAUAGUAUCAAAUGUCUGAAACUUGCAUAUUCUGUAUUUGUAUGUUAUUAUCGCAUGUGCAGUACCACACAAACAUUCAAUAUUACUUUUAAAUAUAUUAUUAGAUUAGAUAAAAGUACUAUAUACUCUUUUCUUUUAAAUUUAAAAUAUUGUGCAUAAAUUCUUGCUGAGCAGAAAGCUCAGCUGCUUUGUGGGAUAUUUUGUGUAUUUACUUUUCUGAGCCAAGUUUUGAUUUUUUUUUUAAAUAUAUUCUGUUUCUAUGGCAUGCAUGAUACCUUUUAUUAAAGGUAGAUACAUAUAGUAUCAAAUGUCUGAAACUUGCAUAUUCUGUAUUUUUAUGUUAUCGCAUGUGCAGUACCCACUCUUAACAUUCUAUAUUAUUUAUUAGAUUAGAUAAAAGUACUAUAUUCCCAUUUCUUAAAAUGCCCAAAUAUUGUACAUAAAUUCUUGCUGAGCAGAAUGAUUUUUUUGUGGGUUAUUUCAUGUAUUUUCUUUUCUGUGCCAAACUUUGAUUUUUUUAAAUAUAUUCUGUUUCUGUGGCAUGUAUGAUACCUUUUAUUAAAGGCAGAUAGUAUCAAAUGCCUAAAAUUUACAUAUUCGGUUUUUGUAUGUUAUUAUCGCAUGUGCAGUACCCACUCAAACAUUCAGUAUUACUUUUAAAUAGAUUAUUAGAUUAGAUAAAAGUAUUACAUUCCCAUUUCUUUUAAAGCUCAGAUAUUGUACAUAAAUUCUUGCUGAGCAGAAAGCAUGUUUUGUGUGAUAUUUCAUGUAUUUACUUUUCUGAGCCAAGCUUUGAUCUUUUAAAAUAUAUUGUGUUUCUAUGGCAUGUAUAAUAGCUUUUAUUAAAGGCAGAUGCACAUAGUAUCAAAUGUCUAAAACUUGCAUAUUCUGUUUUUGUAUAUUAUUAUUGUAUGUGCAGUAUCCACUCAAAUAUUCAAUAUUACUUUUAAAUAGAUUAUUAGAUUAGAUAAAAAAAAAAUACUAUAUGCCCAUUUUUUUUAAAGCUCAAAUAUUAUACAUAAAUUCUUGCUGAGUGGAAAGCUUGUUUUGUGGGAUAUUUCAUGUAUUUACUUUUCUGAGUCAAACUGAUUCUUUUAAAAUAUAUUCUGUUUCCAUGAGAUACACCUAGUUUCAAAUGUUGAAAACUUACGUAUUCUGUAUUUGUACGUUAUUAUCGCAUGCACUGGACCCAUUCACUUUUAAAUAGAUAAUUAGAUUAGAUAAAAGUACUAUAUUCCCAUUUCUUUUAAAGCCCAAAUAUUGUAUAUAAAUUCUUGCCGGGCAGAAAAUUUGUUUUGUGAGAUAUUUCAUGUAUUUACUUUUCUGAGCCGAGCUCCAAUUCUUUUAAAAUAUAUUCUGUUUCCAUGAGAUGUAUGAUACCUUUUAUUAAAGGCAGAUGCAGAUAAUAUCAAAUGUCUAACACUUACAUAUUCUGUUUUUGUAUGUUAUUAUCGCAUGUGCAGUACCCACUCAAACAUUCUAUAUUAUUUAUUAGAUUAGAUUACUAUAUUCCCAUUUCUUUAAAUGCCCAAAUAUUGUACAUAAAUUCUUGCUGAGCAGAAUGAUUUUUUUUGUGGGUUAUUUCAUGUAUUUUCUUUUCUGUGCCAUAUUUUGAUUCAUUUAAAAUAUAUUCUGUUUCUGUGGCAUGUAUGAUACCUUUUAUUAAAGGCAGAUAGUAUCAAAUGCCUAAAAUUUACAUAUUCUGUUUUUGUAUGUUAUUAUCGCAUGUGCAGUAUCCACUUUAAAAUAUUGAAUGUUUAACAAAUUAUUACUUUUUGAAGAUAGAAAACAAUAUCACUUUUUGAAUUCCUUAUAAUGCUUGCAUGAUACAUCUAAAUAAUAAAUUUCAAAAUGAAAUCUCUCUGACAAUAAAAAUCUCACUUAUAGAUGCCAUUUGCUAACUUUCAAACUAUCUUUUCAAUUAUAUUAGAAGUUACAGGUAAGAAUACUCAAUUAAGGUAUUAUAAAAUUUCUUUUUGGGCAAUGAUAUUUAUGGAAGCUAUUAUGAAAAAAUGUCACUUAAUAUUUAUUUAAAUAAAAUUUUAAGAAAAUCGCUUUGAGAAAUACAUUUUCACCCUCUAAAUAAUACAUAUUUGUAUUGAAUUUGGAUACAGUAGGUCAAACUGUCAAGCAUUUGGAGAUCCUAUACAUAUUCUCCUUUAUCAUUACAUCCCCCCCCACACACAUUUAGUUCCAACUUGAAAAUUUAAUCAAAUUGUUUUACAAACGAUGAAAAAAAACUUUUUAUAUAAUUUCAGUGAAAACAUUAAUAAUAAUUAUGCAGUUUCAAACAUUAUCUUAAUCUAAAUGAACCAAACGUAAAGCAAUUAUAAAAUGUAAUUUAAAUGACAUAAUUUUUUUUCUGCUUAUGUUAUUGUCACAUUAAAAUAAAAUUAGGAUGAUUUUGAGCUUUGCUCUCUUCCUCUAAGAAAUUACCAUAUUUAUACAAAUACAUAAAAUAUUUUCUGCUUGAAUUUUACCCCAAACUCUCUAGAUGUGUAGGAAUGAAGGUAAGGAAUCGGAGCCUCAAACUUCUUGACUAUUUGGGAAUGUUUAGUUUUUAUACCAUAUUAUUACCAAUAGAGAUGCACCUAAACAUAUUUAAACAUGCAUUCCAGGCAGGCAGUGUUCCCUUUCGUAUAAAAAGAAAAUUGCAAAUGUGAGUCAAAAAUUCAUUGUUUAAAAAGCUACUGAAAUUUUUUAAUAUAUUUAUUUCUACAAUAGUAUGUGAUAAUUCUGUGUUGUAUUAUCAAUAUUUUUCAAUAAGAAGGCUUUUAAAUUUGGCACCCUUUCAUUCCUCUUCAAUCUCAAACCAUUCCCUCUCUGAUACUACUGGUAGCAAAAACCUACAUUUGAAACAAAUUUCUUAAUUUUUUUCCCGAACUCUGCUGAAAAUACUUUCAAUACCUUCACUGUUUUGAGAGAAGAUUCAGGUUAAGGGGUUUUCCUAUUUUCCACUAUAUAUCCGUAUAUUUUUGUUUUCAACUAAUUUCUAUAGGAACUACGGAAAUUCCGCUGCUAUUGGAGGGUUUACUUCAGAAGCAAGAUAUUCUAUCUGAUCUGUUAAAAACUGCAUAUUUUAUUUGUUUAUUGCUAUUUUUUUUUUUUUUUUUUUUGAAUUGAUAUCCUUACCAGCGAGGCUUUGUCACAUUUUUUUCUAACGGUUAUAAACUCGCUGAUGAUAUGUAAAACUACAUUUAAGAUUAAUCUUUAUUCCUGAUAAAAUAAAGUGAUUUGUGGUUUUUAUCAUGA